AUGGUUUUGGUUAAAGGGAAUCACGCUGGGGGUUCAGGGAAGAAGAGGGGGAAGGGAAGGUGGAAAAGGGAAGGUGGAAGGGAAUCCGUCCGCCGCCGCUGCUCCUCGCUGCUCGCCGUCACUCUUCGUUGUUCGCGUCCUCGCCGCUGGAUCUGCCCGCCAAAUCUCGUCGUUGCUCCUCUUCCUCGCUCGACGUUGACACUAGCAGAUCCGCGAGGGCAGACAUCGUGCACCGCUCGCCGUUUCUGCUCCUCCUCCUCAGUCGGUCGCCGGUUGUCGUCUUUGAUCAUGUAUCGUUCUCUCUCUUCGAUUCUCUAUGUCCAUGGAUCUUCUCUCUUUUCUCUCUUCACACCCAAACCUUCACGGUCUCUUAUCUCUGCCUUCUUCUCAAGAUCGUUGCAAAACCACAUCGAUGCAGGUCACAACCCACCUCGGUGAAUUUGUAGGAUGGUGGCAGAAUGGAGGAUCAUUUGUCAUCUUUUGUAUUUUGGAUAUUUUGUUAUAGAUAUACUCUCACUUUUGUAUCUUAUACUUUGAUGCCUUGGAGGCUUACUUAGAGAGACAGGUUGUAUACUGUUUUAACUUUCAAAAACUCUGUUAUAUUUGUAUUAACUA
Arachis ipaensis is the source of this 615-nucleotide messenger RNA. Lineage: Eukaryota; Viridiplantae; Streptophyta; Magnoliopsida; Fabales; Fabaceae. The record is from RefSeq and is a predicted model, not a curated record.